AGUCACGUGAAUCAACCUUCCUGGUAAACCAGACUGGAAAGAAUAUUUCAAAUUAUAGUUUUGGGUUUUAUGGCGAAAUCCUCUCUUAGUUGUGGUGUUUGUGACCUCCGUCACACCAACAAACCAGCCAUAGUCUGGUGUACAGAAUGUGAUGAGGGACUAUGUACAGAAUGUCAGGAGCAUCAUAGUUUGUCUAAGGGAACCAAAAACCAUAGGGUGAUACUUAUUACUGAAUACCUGAAAUUACCAUCGGAUGUACUCAAGAUUAGUCAGUACUGUAGCAAACACAACAAACAGUUUCAAAUUUAUUGUCGAAAGCACGAAAGUCCUUGUUGCAGUAAAUGUACUGUCGAAAGCCACAAUGAAUGUCGGGAUAUCGUUGAUUUACAUGACGUUAUUCAGAAUACCAAAGCCUCCAAUGCCCUGUGCGAGAUAGAGGAAACAUUCGUUGAAGUAGCAGAAAAUCUAAAUAAAAUCCGCCUGUAUCAUAAAAAAAACCUGUCAACUUUCAUCGACAGCAGGAAGGAAAUUGAAAACGAAAUUACCAAGAUCAGACUAAAAAUCAACAACCAUCUCGACGAACUUCAAAAAGAUUUUAUAAAACAACUGUAUGCGGUUGAAGAAAAAGAAAAGUCGAAAAUUUGUCAGUUAUUGUCAUCAUUAGAAAAGACACAAAAAGAAAUAGCCGAUUACCAGGCAAAUAUUGCGAACAUCAAGCAUCACGCAACGGACCUUCAAAUGUUUCUUUCAUUGAGGCAAAUAGAAGAAGACGUAUAUAGCAAAGAUAAACUGCUGCAGUCGAUUGCAGAAGGAUCGGAACAGCAUUUACUAUCCUAUAAGAUGAACAGCUCUAUUCAGAAUAUCAUGUCCGAGAUCAAAAGUUUUGGAGAAGUACAUAUUGAAACUAGACCCAUGGAUAUCGUUCUAACAAAGAAGAAGGCCAAACAAGCCCAAAUGAUGGUACCAACCAUCCAAUUGAGAUCGAUUGAAAGUAUAAAGCUGAAGAGACACAAGACCAUUAACUUGCAAUCAACAAACACCCGCGGAUGUUGCAUACUACCGGAUGGAAGAAUUGCCUAUACUUCCUUCGCUAACUGCACAAUAAGUGUAUGCAAUAUUGAAGGAAAAAACGAAUUAACGGUAAAGAUGCCGAAUACACCAUAUGCUAUAGUUUUCAUCAUUGAUGACAAUGCAUUGGCUGUUACAUCUGGUUAUUCACCAAACAAGUCUAUUACCAUUAUUGACAUGGAGAAGAAACAAAUCAGGAAAACAAUUUCACUGGAUUCGUAUAACUUUGGCAUAGCACUUAAAGAAAAUAAAAUGAUUUAUUCCGCGGAAAACAAAGGUAUACGAAUGAUCAAUCCAUUCGACGAGUCUAUAAGUGACAUUAUCCGAGAAAAACUGCCCAGUAACUGUUACAUUGCAACACUUAAAGAGAAUAUAUAUUAUACAAACAUUGACAGAAACACUGUAACGUGUUAUAAUCUACAAGGUAAAAUACAAUGGACAUUCCUGAAUAUAAACGUAUUGAAGACUCCUCUGGGUAUUGAUGUAGAUACUGAUGGUAAUGUGUACGUGGUUGGGUACCAAUCAAAUAAUGUUGUAGUUAUCUCCCCUGACGGACAACGACACAGAGAAGUAUUGACAGCAAGAGAUGGUCUUCAAAGCCCUAGUUUACUCCAUUAUAGUAGAAUAAUGAAUCAGUUGCUUGUUGCGAACAUGCAUACCAAAGUCUUAUUGUUUAAUCUUGAUUAAAAGAGUUUAUUUGUCGAA
This is a messenger RNA of Mytilus californianus (California mussel), 1773 nucleotides long. RefSeq lists its product as uncharacterized. Lineage: Eukaryota; Metazoa; Mollusca; Bivalvia; Mytilida; Mytilidae. The transcript has 2 exons. Gene Ontology annotation, molecular function: protein binding; zinc ion binding. The coding region runs from base 70 to 1755 and encodes 561 amino acids. The record is from RefSeq and is a predicted model, not a curated record.